Messenger RNA from Coprinopsis cinerea okayama7#130, 810 nucleotides. RefSeq lists its product as hypothetical. The record is from RefSeq and is a predicted model, not a curated record. The transcript has 5 exons. The coding region runs from base 1 to 810 and encodes 269 amino acids. Lineage: Eukaryota; Fungi; Basidiomycota; Agaricomycetes; Agaricales; Psathyrellaceae.
AUGGCAGCAACCCGUACGCGUGGUUCGGCGCGUAACCUUCGCUCCUCUCGUGGCUCGUCGUCCAAACGAAUCCUUGGCGCCAGUGACGGGGAGAGCUCGGGAACAGACAACCCACCAAGCAAAAGGGCGCGCUCGCAUGCUGCAGCGAGUAAUUUAGCUAUCCUGGAGAAGUUGGUUCAGCUUUUGGGGGAAUCUUUGGCCGCAGCCAACUCAGGGGCGGAGGGGACGUCCAAAUGGGCUGAGGAGUUGGUCGAUGCAUUCGCUAGCUUACAGGUUGAGCUGGAAUUCUACGAGCGCCAAAUUACAUCGAUUGUGACUGGAACAUGGGAGGAAAGCCUUCAAGCACAUCGCGCGGAUGGGUUCUGGAUUCCAGACUCGGACGCCGACGAUGAUUUACAGGAAUUUAAGGCGCACAAGAAGACCGCAUUGGAAAAGUUGAAGGGAAACAUCGACCUCUUGGCCAACUGUGCAGCGGAGGUGGCUGGAGCUGUAGAACAGGAAACCUUGGAGAGCGCCCUGCCCAACCGGUACCGCAAGGUCGACUCGGUUUUUUCCGAGCUUGGAGGUCUCGUUAAUGAGUGGGCAAAAGAAGAGGGCAAGGUUGAUUUGUGCCAGAUGAGAAAGUACGAUGCAACAAUCGCUGAGGAACUGAAACGGAUAUCUAAGGAAGAGCGCCUGAUCGUGGAGGAAGAAGAGGACAAAAGAAUUUUGGAAUUCAAAACAGCGAUUCGGGAAAAGGCACUCUUGACGUAUCAGUGCGCGAUGGAAUUACAGUUGAUUGUGGGUUCAAUGUACAGUGAACGAGGUUAA